Messenger RNA from Sphaeramia orbicularis (orbiculate cardinalfish), 933 nucleotides. RefSeq names its product melanocortin 2 receptor (gene mc2r). The transcript is spliced from 2 exons. Gene Ontology annotation, cellular component: membrane. Gene Ontology annotation, biological process: G protein-coupled receptor signaling pathway. Gene Ontology annotation, molecular function: melanocortin receptor activity. NCBI's taxonomy places the organism in Eukaryota, Metazoa, Chordata, Actinopteri, Kurtiformes, Apogonidae. The record is from RefSeq and is a predicted model, not a curated record. The coding region runs from base 1 to 933 and encodes 310 amino acids.
AUGAUGAACAUUACAGUGAAUCAGUCCGACUGCCCCGAAGUGGAGGUCCCCUACCCCGUCUUCUUCACCAUCGGAGUAGUUAGCUUAGUGGAAAACCUCCUGGUUGUGGUGGCAGUCAUACGAAACAGGAACCUCCACUCGCCCAUGUACUGCUUCAUCUGCAGCUUGGCGGCCUUCAACACCAUCGCCAGUCUCACCAAAACCUGGGAGAACCUGAUGAUUGUGUUUGCUGACAUUGGACAGCUGGAGAAGACGGGUUCCUCUGAGACUCAGCUGGAUGAUGUGAUGGAUUCGCUGCUGUGCAUGUCCUUCAUGGGAUCGAUUUUGAGUUUUCUAGCCAUUGCAGUGGACCGUUACAUCACUAUCUUCCACGCCCUUCGAUACCACAACAUCAUGACAAUGAAGCGCACCGGCGCCGUCUUGGGCGUCAUCUGGGUGACAUGCGGUGCCUUAGCCAUGCUCAUGAUCAAGUUCUUCGAUUACCAUUUCAUCAAGAUCUACUUCAUUGUCUUCUUCAGCGUCUCGUUGACGAUCAUCUGCUUCCUCUACGUCUACAUGUUCAUGCUGGCACGUAUCCAUGCCAGGAAGAUUGCAUCCCUCCCCAAUGGCGGAGGUGGGAGCAGUGGGCGAUGGCGACGGCGGCGGUGGGGGAGCAGCAUGCGAGGAGCCCUGACACUCACCAUCCUGUUUGGGUCUUUUCUGGUGUGCUGGGCACCGUUUUUUCUCCACCUCAUUAUCAUCAUGGUGUGUCCCAUGAACCCAUACUGUGAGUGUUAUCGGUCACUGUUCCAGCUUCACGUGGUGCUGCUGAUGAGCCACGCCAUCAUCGACCCGGCCAUCUACGCCUUCCGCAGCGCCGAACUCAGACACACCUUCAGGAAGAUGUUUCUGUGUAGGGUUGCGUAUAUUCACACCUGGGUAUCGACAGUUUAA